UCCCGCCGAUGCAGGUGCGCGUGGGUUCGUGUCGGAGGAUCGGCGCGUGACGCCGCUGCACGCCGGUGCGCAGGACACGAGCAGCAGGGCGCGCGCUCACAUCCGGCCGGUCCAAGAUGCGCUCGCGCUGCUGACGGACUACGAAACCGCUGGACAGACGCUUAAGCUCGCGCGCUUUCGGCUUCACAGCAGGAAGAUGGAAGCGGACGCGGAUGGAGACGGAGCGAGCAGCAGCCUUCCUGAGGCCGGGGAAGGCAGCCCGUUAUCCGCCGAAACACCGGUGUUCGGGAUCGAUGACAACCAGGCUACGGAUGCAGGUGAACACGAUGCUGUCAAACAGGCUUUCGUUACAGAGAUGGCAUCAUCUUCAGGCCAGCCCGGUCUCGGGAAGAAGAUCGGACACAGGGGAGUGGAUGCUUCUGGAGAGACAACUUACAAAAAGACCACAUCAUCAGCGUUAAAAGGAGCCAUCCAGCUGGGCAUCGGCUACACGGUGGGCAAUCUAAGCUCCAAACCUGAGAGGGACGUCCUCAUGCAGGACUUUUAUGUAGUGGAGAGCAUCUUCUUUCCCAGUGAGGGGAGCAACCUGACACCUGCCCACCACUUUCCAGACUUCCGAUUUAAGACCUAUGCUCCUGUGGCUUUCCGUUACUUCAGGGAGCUGUUUGGGAUUCGUCCUGAUGACUAUCUGUACUCACUGUGUAACGAGCCUCUGAUCGAGUUAUCAAACCCAGGAGCCAGUGGUUCUGUGUUCUACGUGACCAAGGAUGAUGAGUUCAUCAUCAAAACCGUCAUGCACAAGGAGGCAGAGUUUCUGCAGAAGCUUUUGCCUGGAUAUUACAUGAACCUUAACCAGAACCCUCGCACUUUACUGCCUAAGUUUUUCGGCUUGUACUGCGUGCAGUCUGGAGGAAAGAACAUCCGGAUAGUGGUGAUGAACAACAUCCUGCCCAGGGUGGUACGCAUGCACCUGAAAUAUGACCUCAAGGGCUCAACGUACAAGCGCCGGGCCUCCAAAAAAGAGCGAGAGAAGGCAAAGCCGACGUUUAAAGACCUCGACUUCAUGCAGGACAUUCCUGAGGGUCUGAUGCUGGAUGCAGACACUUACAAUGCCCUGGUCAAGACACUUCAGAGAGACUGCUUGGUUCUGGAGAGUUUUAAGAUCAUGGAUUACAGCUUGUUGCUGGGGCUGCAUAACCUGGACCAAGGUGAGAUGGAGCAGAAAAUCGAGGGCUCUCAAAGCAGCAGUGAUGGAAAAAGACCACCAGCCCAGAAAGCCCUCUAUUCCACUGCCAUGGAGUCAAUCCUGGGAGCCUCAGCCUGUGGAGAGGAAAUUGACACAGAUGACACGAUGGGAGGAAUCCCGGCAGUGAACGGUAAAGGAGAGCAUCUGUUGCUGUACAUUGGCAUUAUUGACAUCCUGCAGUCUUACAGGUUAAUAAAGAAGUUAGAACACACAUGGAAAGCUCUCGUUCAUGACGGGGACACAGUAUCUGUUCAUCGCCCUUCUUUCUAUGCAGACAGAUUCUUCAGAUUUAUGAGCAGCACAGUAUUUCGGAAGAGCACCUCCUUGAAGUCUUCUCCCUCGAAGCGUGGACGUGGAGGUCUGGUUGUGCCCAAAUACUCCGGGCCUGGAGCCGCAUGGUCGAUCAGCCAGCUCCCCUCUGAGAGAGAUGACAGUAUUUUUGACCUGCGAGGGGCACGCAGCUUCCCCACGCUGGAGGACGAAGGUCGCUUAGAUGUUCUUCCCGCAACACCUCCAUCGUUUGAGGAUGCCACCACAGCCUCCAUCGCCACCACUCUCUCCUCCACCACCUCUCUCUCCAUUCCUGAACGCUCCCCAUCCGACACAUCUGAGCACCCUCGCUACAGGAGACACACCCUGUCUAGCCAAGAUGGAACGACUCAGGAUGAAGAUCAGCAGACCAUCACAGUGGAGGUUGAGUUGAAGAGACAAGACAGUGAGCCUACCCUCAUAGCACCGCAGCCUUCUCCAGAGAUGAGUGAAGAACCAGACCGCCAAGCUGAAGCUUCCUGUUCCACACAUCCUGUGAGCCCUAAAAUAGUGGUGGACUCAGACUGCACCAGUCAAGCUUCUGGCUGCCCCAGCCACUCCUCUGUAGACGAGGAUGAUGAUGUGCCAAUCAGUGAUAUCUACUUUUUCUCUGAUGGCAGUUGUUGUGUCUGCCAGUCCGUUACACACCGGAGUUUAACUCCAGGCCUCAGUCCUCCGGAGGAGAGGAUCUGGGUUUAUUCUCCUCUGCACUACGCUACAGAGUCUCAGACUCUGGCCACAGGGGACGAGGACAGCGAUACUCAGUGAGGGUGAAGACUCUGAAGAUCCCUCAAGCAUGACGUGGCUUCCAACUCGACUCAACUCUACUGAGCAAACUUCCUGCUGUUUAAUUGACUGUUGUCUUCGAACCUUGUCUUCUUCAAGACCCUAAACCCCUUCCAGGCUGCAGUGUGAAGCUUAAUGCAGAACAUGCACAGGCUAGCCUCAUUCUCAUCCUCCUCUCGUAAUUUUCUUUUCAUCAUCCUGCUCAUCAUCCUCUUCAUCCUCUUCAUCUUCCUCAUCAUUACCCUCUUAUUAUCCUUAUCAACAUACACUGCAUCUUUCUCUUCUUAUCAUCUUCCAAUCAUUCUCCCUUUAUUGUUCUUCCUCCUCUUCAUUCCCCUCGUCAUUGUCUUCUCACAGCACCACAAUGAACAGUAAUAACUGUCCUUUUUUUAAAUAACAUUCCUCUCAUUCAUGUAUUUAUUUAUUUUCUACUUUUUCUACUGUGUGAUUCUCUGAGUGUGUUUCUGUGAACAGAGAAGAUGUUUGGUAUGUAACGUGAGUUUGGAGGAAGCUUGUUCUCGUUUGAUUGAAGGAGCUACAGGUGAGGUUAUAUUGUACACUACAUCACGAGAGAAAUGAUAGAUUUAUUAUUCUACAGUGUUUUUAUCCAGUCUGAUCUUCUGGUUUACCUGCUUUACUACAACAUGCCCCUAAGCAGCCAGAGCAAUGAAAUGAAAGGUGUUUAUUCAGGACAGGAAUGUUGGCAUUUCCAUGUACAGAGAAAAGAAUCAAAACUUAGGGAUAAUCAAUUAUUUAAAAAAGCGUAUAAGGUCAAUUCACCACUCUGAUCAUCAAACAGUAAUGUGUUUCUAUAAUACAGAGGUGAGACGCAAAGUUCACUACCGGGAGUUAAAACACGGGAGCAAUAAAGUAAAAAACACCAUUAAUUUUAUUAUUUGAUUUUAUGAUUUUAAGAUGCAACAAAUAACACAUUCUUUCAUGUGAAAAA
Silurus meridionalis is the source of this 3290-nucleotide messenger RNA. It is a transcript of the gene pip5k1ca, whose product is annotated as phosphatidylinositol-4-phosphate 5-kinase, type I, gamma a. The transcript is spliced from 19 exons. Lineage: Eukaryota; Metazoa; Chordata; Actinopteri; Siluriformes; Siluridae. The record is from RefSeq and is a predicted model, not a curated record. The coding region runs from base 197 to 2323 and encodes 708 amino acids. Gene Ontology annotation, molecular function: phosphatidylinositol kinase activity. Gene Ontology annotation, biological process: phosphatidylinositol metabolic process.